Paramuricea clavata is the source of this 629-nucleotide messenger RNA. The record is from the annotation of a GenBank genome assembly. Lineage: Eukaryota; Metazoa; Cnidaria; Anthozoa; Malacalcyonacea; Plexauridae.
AUGCAAGCAAUGCAAGCAAUGCAAGCAAUGCAAGCAAUGCAAGCAAUGCAGGCAAUGCAAGCAAUGCAAGCAAUGCAAGGAAGGAACGAACGAACGAAGGAACGAACGAAGGAACGAACGAACGAACGAACGAACGAACGAACGAACGAACGAAUGAAUGAACGAACGAACGAACGAACGAACGAAGAAAGGAGGAAGGAACGAAGGAAGGAAGGAAGGAAGGAAGGAAGGAAGGAAGGAAGGAAGGAAGGAAGGAAGGAAGGAAGGAAGGAAGGAAGGAAGGAAGGAGGUAGUGUGCUGUAUACAGAAGAAAAUUGUUUAAAAUUUAAAUUUUAAACGCAAAAAACCUUUCCCUUGAUAUUUCUCUGGUGAGAGGGAAAUAUUCUGAGUUGUAUACUGUAUAAAUAAAUCAUUUUAGCUGGCAGUGAACAAUUAAAAACUUACUACAUCUGGCUUGUUGUCCGUCCCAAUAACCUUUUCCACGACAUGUUCUUACAGCAGAUCCUGUCAAUCUGAAGCCAGAAUUACAUGAAGCCCUUUGGGUACCAUUGAAGCGAUAUGAUUUGAAAAUAAUCUGUCCAUUCCUUACUUUUCUGGGCUUUGAACAACGCAUUCCUAAAAUGAAAUAA